GAGAGCGGCGGAACUGUCGGAGGGUGAUCUGUGUUGCACCUCGGCGCGUUUUAAGAGUUACUGGUUCCUCCCCGCACUGCUUCAUUUCGUAGCUUUCGCUUCAUCUCUAAACAGCUCUGAAACUUUAGAGAUAAAGGCGAAACAUCUACUUUUAACGGAAGAACUGUGAGAUAAGACAACACAGCGGUUAUUUCUGCAACCAGGUAUAUCCUUAUCUGUAACUAAAGAUGACUGACCGCUACAACAUCCACAGCCAGCUGGAGCACCUGCAGUCCAAAUACAUUGGAACAGGCCAUGCAGAUACCACCAAAUGGGAAUGGCUGGUAAAUCAGCACAGAGACUCCUACUGCUCCUACAUGGGACAUUUUGACCUUCUCAACUACUUCUCCAUCUCAGAGAACGAGAGCAAAGCUCGUGUGCGCUUCAACUUAAUGGAGAAGAUGCUGCAGCCCUGCGGUCCACCUGCUGACAAGCCUGAGGAUGCUUAGAGUGCAGCCUGGUCUGAGUGGACUCGCACAGUAGUGUUUUUCAUUUUCUCUACUGCUUGUCAAAACAAUGUUGAGAGUGCAGAGUGAAGAGCAAAGAGGAAUUUUGUUUUUGAAUACCUGGUAUUUUUUUUAUAAAUUAAUGUUCACUCCUGGUAAAUAAUUGCUUUUUGUGCUGUUUUAUAGUUUGUAUGUGAUCAAUACCUGUGUCUGAAAAGCAAUAAAGAAACAAUGGCUUAGUCUGUUUUCCCCUCACCA
Molecule: messenger RNA, 743 nt
Organism: Astyanax mexicanus (Mexican tetra)
Lineage: Eukaryota; Metazoa; Chordata; Actinopteri; Characiformes; Acestrorhamphidae
Gene: sf3b5
Product: splicing factor 3b, subunit 5
Exons: 2
Coding region: 228-488 (86 amino acids)
Biological process (GO): mRNA splicing, via spliceosome
Cellular component (GO): U2 snRNP; precatalytic spliceosome
Source: RefSeq, a predicted model, not a curated record